CAAUUGCGCUUUUCUCUCACGCUUUUCUCACACUCUAUCGCCUCUGUGACAUCCCUCAUCGUUUUUCAUCUGCAUCUUUUCAUGGAAUCUCUGGGGAAAACGGAAUCCCUGACUCCAGCAAUGUCGGUGGGUGGCAAGAAGGGCACUGGCGCCACCGUGAUUGCAGGCAGGAAGAAAUCAGGCCCCAAAUUUGAGCUGUCCGAGGAGCAAAAGGCGGACAUCAAGGAGGCCUUUGAUCUGUUCGACACGGAAGCGAGUGGCUACAUAGACGUUAAAGAGCUAAAGGUGGCCAUCCGGGCGCUGGGAUUCGAGCCGAAGAAGGAGGAAAUCAAGAAGAUGAUAGCUGAGAUAGACAAGGAGGGCACUGGGAAAGUGUCGUACGACGAAUUCCUGCAGCUGAUGACUGUGAAAAUGGCCGAGAAGGACACCCGAGAGGAGAUCCUGAAGGCCUUCAGGCUCUUUGAUGAUGACGAGACUGGGAAGAUCUCCUUCAAGAACCUCAAGAGGGUGGCCAAGGAGCUGGGAGAAAAUCUCACAGAUGAAGAACUGCGGGAGAUGAUUGAUGAGGCAGAUUUGGAUGGAGAUGGUGAAGUCAACCAAGACGAAUUCCUGCGGAUUAUGAAAAAGACUAGUCUCUACUGAAGACAUCCGCCAAGGAGCGUCAGCCAAAUGGUCAAAUUAAUCGUCAAUGAUUUAUUUUGUACAUCUCUCGUCUCUCUUGUGAAGAGUCUUCUCACGAAAUUCCUUAAUAUCUGUACUGGAUACAUUUACUUUUAACUGUGUUAUUAAUGUAAAUUGAACAAAUUUGCUUCAAAAUGUUCAAAAUAUACAAUCCCAUCAGAAAUAGUCAAUAUUAGUAAUUUUUCUUUCAAUUCGCAUUCAUGGACAUUCGAUUCC
Molecule: messenger RNA, 897 nt
Organism: Phlebotomus argentipes
Lineage: Eukaryota; Metazoa; Arthropoda; Insecta; Diptera; Psychodidae
Exons: 2
Coding region: 82-642 (186 amino acids)
Biological process (GO): centriole replication; mitotic cell cycle
Cellular component (GO): centriole; centrosome
Molecular function (GO): calcium ion binding
Source: RefSeq, a predicted model, not a curated record